Molecule: messenger RNA, 1569 nt
Organism: Microdochium trichocladiopsis
Lineage: Eukaryota; Fungi; Ascomycota; Sordariomycetes; Xylariales; Microdochiaceae
Product: cytochrome P450
Exons: 4
Coding region: 1-1569 (522 amino acids)
Molecular function (GO): heme binding; iron ion binding; oxidoreductase activity, acting on paired donors, with incorporation or reduction of molecular oxygen
Source: RefSeq, a predicted model, not a curated record
AUGAACGUGACCAUCGAAUCGCCGUGGGCCGAGUCCAUCUUUCGUCGACUGCCAGAGGGCAUACCCGUCUCCCUCCAGGCAGUCCUGGCCACCAUUGUCCUCGGCACCAUUUAUUCGGUCGUAACCAAGGACCGGCCUGUCGCUGGCAUCCCCAUUGCCUCUCUCGAUGGCAAGACUCCGAGGAAGAGCUGGCUCUGGCACGGCCGCGAGCUCGUCAGACUUGGCGAUGACAAGUACUCUGGAGGGCCAUAUCAAGUCCUGACCGGCACAGGCCCCAAGAUCAUCUUGCCCAACCGCUUCGCCGACGAGAUCAAGAACAACCCGCAGAUGUUUAUGCACCUGGCUUUCAAGAAGGACUUUUUCAUCGAAUAUCCCGGCUUCGAUGGCCACCGCAUCGGCCUCGAGAACGACUGGUUGAUCCAAACUACUGUGCGUACGAAGUUGACCCAGUCGCUCAACCUGAUCACUGGUGAUCUCGUCGACGAGACUACUGCUUCUCUCCAGGACGUCUAUGGUGGCGUCGAUGAUUGGGAGACGCGCAGUCUAAGGGAGGACGUCAUCGAAGUUGUCGCCCGCUUGUCGUCCCGUGUCUUCCUCGGCCUGCCGCUCUGCCGCAAUCGACGAUGGCUCGAGAUCACCAAGUCUUAUACCGUUGACUCUUUUACCAUCUCGUUCAUCAUGCGUGCCGCCCCAUGGUUCAUGAGGCCUUUGGCGUAUUGGCUCAACCCAAUGUCCGCAAGGCUUCGCAAAGCCGUCCGUGAUGCCCGUAACCUGAUCGAUCCUGAGGUCAAGAGGCGUCUGGACAUUGUCGACAAGGCCAAGGCCGCGGGCGAGAAGCCGCCCAAGAUGGCCGACACGAUUGGGUGGAUGUACGAUGUAGCCAACGGUGCCAACAUCGACUAUGUAGCAGGUCAGCUGUCUCUGAGCAUGGCAGCGAUCCAUACCACCACAGAGACGACAUGUGCGAUUAUCAUGGACUUGUGCGACCACCCCGAGGUUGUGCCACAGCUGCGUGAGGAGGUAAUCCGGGUCAUUGGCGAGGGCGGCUGGGCCAAGACUAGCUUGUACAAGCUUAAGUUGAUGGACAGCUUCAUCAAGGAAGGCCAGAGGGUGCGGCCUAUGGGUACAACCUCAAUGAAUCGCCUCGUUACUGAGGAAACUACGCUGUCCGAUGGAACCGUCCUGCCAAAAGGUGUGCGCAUCAUGGUGGCCACCAACUUCAUGGAUCCCGAGCUGUAUCCCGAGCCUGAGAAGUUCGAUGCUGCACGAUUUCUCAAGAUGCGCGAGCGCGAGGGUGAGGAACACAGCUGGCAACUCGUCACAACCACACCUGCGCACAUGUUCUUCGGCCACGGCCAGCAUGCCUGCCCGGGCCGCUUCUUUGCUGCCAAUGAAGUCAAGAUCCUGCUGUGCCACCUGCUGCUGAAGUAUGACUUUCGCUGGGCCCCAGGUGAGAAGCCUGUGCCGAUGCAGAUGUUUGAGACUGUCGCGUCGACGCACCAAGACACCAAGGUCCAGAUGAGGAGAAGGGUGCCGGAGAUUGAUCUGGACACUAUUGAGGUGAAGUGA